GCACUUCUCUUUGAUGCAGAUUCUGAGCAUUCAACAACUGGCUGAAACACGACUCCGAUUUUUCUGAUAACAGACAAGGUCGAGAUUCAGAAGCCAGAUAUGUUCCCAUCAAGGAUAUAAGCCCGACUGAUAGAAGAUCGCCGCUCGGCUAUACGUGCAGUCUCAAGGUAUAAGUAUGCAUACCGCCCGGUGUUGUCACGCACCUCCGGCAUAUCAUCUGCUCCAGAUUUAUGGAACAGCACACUGUCAAGGCUAUCGAGCCGACAGCUUUGGCUGGGCAGAGUUUCUACACACUCCGGCACUCGGAUCAUCUAACAUUCGCCUCGGUCGAUACAGUGCAUGUUGUUGCAGGUAAAAUAGACAUAGAGCGAUUCUGCCAUGCAUUAGGAGAAACAUUGCAGUUGUACCCCCUGCAUGCUGGUCGGAUGUCUGUUCCUGAUAGUGCUGAUGGUGCGUGGAGGGUUCGACUAAGCAACGAAGGCGUUCCGGUGGUCCUGGUGGAAUCUGAUGACAAGAAUAUCGUGCCCAUAAGCACUGUAGUUCAAGUGCCGCUGACGCUAAUAGACAAAGUUGACGUGAAUAAAUUAUACGACCCCACGGCGGACGAGCCAUUGCUGCGUGUCUUGAUAACGCGGUUCUCCAACCUCGGGCAGACAUCUCUAGGAGUGUCGGCAUCGCACAUCAUAGGCGAUGGAUAUACACAUCUACGCUUCAUGAGAGCCCUGUCUCAGAUAUAUCAGGGUCUCUCUUUACUCGACGACUUACCCAACUUCGAAAGCGUGCUGCCCACGGAUAUUCCUCCAGCGAGGAAAUAUACCAUCUCGCCUAUCUUUGAACUGGCUCAGCGGUUCAAACGCGGUACUCUGCCCUCGGAGAUGGAUCCCAUGAAGACGGACCCUCCGGGUAGAGUUAAUUUCAGACUAUCCGGGGAGCAAAUGGUGGCCAUCAGGCAAACUGUGCAGGAACAGGGCAGACACGAGGAUGGACCGGACGCAGUGGUGAUCUCGCGGCAAGACGCCCUAAUCGCUUUGGUUGCCUCUUGCAUAUCCGAAGCAGACACGGAGUCGCCUCCUGUCAAAGCCGUGAGCAUCGUGACAUCGUGCAGAGGCGUCAAGCCGUUCAAUGCCCCGUGCAAUGGCGUGUUUUGGGCACUGUCAGAUCCUCCAUCAUCUGGUGAAUCUCUCACGAUGUACAAUUUCGCUAAACGGACACGCCUUGCGGUAUUGAGGACCCGCGAUCCGGAAUACCUGAGCGACUACUAUCCGAUCUUCACAGACCGUUGGCAGGAGAUCGGAGCCGAAGAUCAGAUCCCCAACUUUUCGCCACCUCCUGGAUUCAUGACCGUGAACUCAACAUGGAAAUUUGACUGGACUUCGCCUCACUUCGGAUAUCCACAAAGCUGCCGCUUUUACCAUAAUAACCUGCCGUUCCUACGAUAUGUCAAGUUAUUCGUCGCAAAUCCCAGCGAAGACAGCGACGGGAAGUGGAGAUCGAAUCGUGACCAAGUGGAGAUCGAUUUUCGUUUGCAGAAACCUAUCAUCGACAAGUUUUUUCACGUACUGUCGACCAAGCUCAAAGAGAUGGGCAUUUCGGGAGAAGUCGUCAGGGCCUCCUCCAAUAAUUAAUAUGC
Molecule: messenger RNA, 1630 nt
Organism: Punctularia strigosozonata HHB-11173 SS5
Lineage: Eukaryota; Fungi; Basidiomycota; Agaricomycetes; Corticiales; Punctulariaceae
Exons: 9
Coding region: 231-1625 (464 amino acids)
Molecular function (GO): acyltransferase activity, transferring groups other than amino-acyl groups
Source: RefSeq, a predicted model, not a curated record